Closterium sp. Naga37s-1 is the source of this 684-nucleotide messenger RNA. Lineage: Eukaryota; Viridiplantae; Streptophyta; Zygnematophyceae; Desmidiales; Closteriaceae. The record is from the annotation of a GenBank genome assembly.
AUGGAAAAACGGGUUCUUAUCGUCGCGGUUCUCGCAGCUCUCCUCUGUCUAGCGAGCUUCGCGCCGCGUGUGGCGGAAGCGGCAAUCGCGCGUCCGACGAAGGAGCAACUGAAGGCGGAGCUUGGGAAGCUGGCGGAGAGCGUGGCGAAGAAACGCCCACGAUACUCGAAUUUCACGAGCACCGUCAACAACUUUUUUGGCCUCGCAAUGAAUUCGAAGUAUGACCUAUCUGCUCUAGCCAACGCCACCAUCCUCAUCCCCAUUAAUACCGAUUCAGAAGCCCUCUUUGAGAAGCUCCCCUUUAAAAGAUCCAACUUCCCCAAGUUCUACCAAAUCGCAGCUUUCCACAUCUUACGCAUAAAACGCUAUAUGCCACAGCUUAAAGUGCUGAAGCCAGGGGAGGCCGUGGGUAAUAUGCUUGUAUCUGACUUGCUGGCGAUACAGAACACUGGCAUACCCCUCUCUACUCCCACUCCCCGGACCCCAGUGGUACAUGCCGUCGAAGCCCCCCUCAUGGACCUCCCUCUUGCAGCCCCCAUCCUGCAGGAACCCUUUCACCCUUCUCCGAUGGAGACCGAUCUGAUCCUCAGACCGUGCGCCUUUGACGCAGAAGUAGUUACCACUCUGGCCUGCCUCACCCCACCCAUCACCGUCAUCAGCCCCACCUAUCACCACGGCAGAUAG